Molecule: messenger RNA, 2998 nt
Organism: Cuscuta campestris
Lineage: Eukaryota; Viridiplantae; Streptophyta; Magnoliopsida; Solanales; Convolvulaceae
Source: the annotation of a GenBank genome assembly
CACUACUUAUAUGGGGUUGCAAUUCACAUGGUUGGAAUUCCAUCUUCUGCGCCAUUGUUCAUCUUCAUUCCCAGGUGUAUUUGUUCCUUUUAUUUCCUUUACAACUUUGUUAUGGUGUUGUCAGAUUUGGAGAAGGAUAGCUUUUUAAUGGGGUUGUUCUUCAUAUUUGGAAGAUGAGAGGACGAAGGGUAGGAGCAUUAUGCAGAAGAGUUCCGCUGGGUUCAUGUGGCUAUGAUGUGAGGAUAUUGGGAGAUAUAUCCACAAAUCUCAGAAACAUGCCACUUGGGACCCUCGCAUUGAUGAUAGGGUUAUGUUCCGUGCUUGGCGAUCGAAGGCUAGAAGACGAUACACUGACUGGCUCUCAUUUAUUAGGAAUGAGAAGAAAGGAACAGAGAAGUCUUGGAAGUCUCCAAAGUUCUUGGCAUCCUCGAAGCAAAACAAGAAAAAUCAUCGUGGCGGUGAUGAGAAUGCCCCUGCUAGCGCCACGCACACCGGUGGUCCAUUGUCUUUUCGCGAGACUCGAGCGCGCCUUAAACAUGAUGGGAAGACCUACGUCAAUAAGAAGGCAGAAGAAGUAUCACAAAACUACGUAGCCAUGCAGGAGGCUGUUCGUGAGGAAGGCUUAAAUGAGACACCUGACGGGAUUUUUCUAUCUACAGUCGGAGGACAUGAUGCCAAGAAUCGUGUUCAUGGUGUUGGAGAUAUUGCACGGAGCCUACCACGAACGCAUGCAAUGGGUGAAGAAGAUCUUCUUGAGAGUAAAGCAACUACCAGUGGCAAUGGUGAAAUGUUUGAAAUGGCAGAUGAGAAAAUGGAAAACUCCAAUAUUGAAGCGAAAACCGCAGAGAGCAGUUCUACAUCUAAGUCUAUGAAGUCUCGAUUGAGAGCGUUGAUUACAGAAGAAGUGUCAAAAAGAAGAGGAAGGGCGCGACACCGUCGAAGUUCAUCGUGUCCCACACGGGGCCCUCCUAUCAAGCAAAGUAAUCCCAUGAUUCUUCCUCCUCACCCUCCCUUAGACGUCAAUGCUUUGCCUCAAACUAGUGCGAGCGAAGAGACAUCGGAACAUGACAAGAAUGUGUCUAUUUCUAGCUUGUUGGAUCCACCGCUUCCGAAGAUAUCUAGACAUGGUCAUGUCCCUCCGAACAUUACUUGUGAUUCGUGUGUUGCCAUAUUGCAAAAGAUGAAUGACCUUAAGCAAAUUGAGGUUGGUAUUCAUGGACAGACCGGCACUGCUUCACUACAAGAAUCAAAGCUAUUUCUAAAGGCUCUAGAUUUGCUUAACAUGAGAAAGGAGGUAUUCUUGAAAAUAUUGCAGGACCCAUGUUCAUCAUUGUCGCAUCGAUUACACGACAGGCGAACAACUAAAUUGCGACAGGGAUUAGGCAAAUCUCUGACAUUCCCUUCACAUGGCUCAUUGUUGGGAGAGGAAGACUGCAGGUUUCAAGCUGCAACUGAAUGCGAUGCUGUUGAGAAGAGGAAUUUGUGUACAGAUCCUAAGCUUUUGGACAAUGUCUCGAGACUUUCACCAAAUGAGCAAAAGAGCAGGCACGGGAGUGGGCAUUGUUUGAAGCAUUUCAAGAACCUAAGGGACAAGUUGAAAUUUGUAAUAAAGGAGAGCAGAAAGGAGAGACAAAGGAUUGUCAUGGAUGCAGUGAUUGACAAGAUCCCUCGCGGUCGUAGGAUGCCCAAGCAAGUCGAACAAGGUUCAAUCCAAUUUCACUCCUCGUUUCUUGGAAGGACUGAGACGCAGUGCCCGAAUAAAGCAUCACCCCCCAAUUUCCAUGAAUCGGCUGAGCGAUAUAACCAACUGUUGGAGUCCUGUUGUAGGACGUCAGGACCGCCUUCACCUUCCACGAGGAGCCCUAAAGUCUUGGAAAGGAUCCUCUCAUUACCUGAUUUAAGGUAUUGUUACUCCACCUUACGAAACGACGAUUCCCAACAUGACACUUUAAGAAGAUAUGGUGAGGGUAACCAGAUGCACAUUCCCUUAGGUUCCGAAUCUCGUGCUCUAUCUGAGGCUAAUUCAGAUGAAAACCAGCAUGACAGCUUCCAAGAUGCCAACCAUAUUGAGACCAUUACUUGUUGUGAUGCAAGCCAUAGUUCUCUGCCAGACAUGAAUUUGCAUGACACAUGGGCACAUGGUCAACUAUUUGCAGGCCAACCAACUGAGGCCAAAACACAAACAUCUACUGAAGUAGAGAAAAAAGGAUCUCCGGUGAAAGAAAUGGAGAAUAUCCUAAUGCACCUUCACGUGGACGACAAAAACAAGGCACAGUUUGACUAUGUAAAAGACAUACUAGAGAUGUCCGGAUUUAGCAGAAUCGAGUUUCUUGAGAGCUGGCAUUCUGCAGAGCUGCCCUUGAGUCCUUCAGUCUUCAAGUUAGUGGAAGGGUGCUUACUUGAACAACCUGGUUGUGGUGAAAAUGAGGCAGGGGACAACUGUGACCAUCUUCUUCUGUUCGACUUAAUCAAUGACGUCUUGCUAGAAAUGUAUGAAAGAUCACAUUCCUACUGGCCAAAGUCUCUGACAUGCCAUUCGCAUAUCAGUAGGACGCCAUUGGGAUAUCACGUUCUUGAGGAAGUUUGGGCAAAUGUGAAUUGGUUAUUGAGUUGGAGCCAUGAUCUCGAUGACCAAUCACUUGAUGAUGUUGUUUGUCGCGACUUGGCAAAAGGUAACAAUUGGAUGAACUUGCAGUUUGAUGGAGAGUGUAUAGGUCUUGAGCUGGAAGAAUUGAUAUUAGAUGAUCUUUUAGAUGAACUCAUUUUUGAUGACCUUCUGUUUUGAUCACACAUAUGUGAAUGCAAAUCUUAUUUUCGUUUUCCUGAUAUUCUCUCAAGAUUUAAAAACUACAUUUUUAAUUUUACAUCACAAAAGCUCAAACAAACAUCCAAAAUUUCUCAAUAGUUGUUAUAACAGCAACAACAGCAAAGCCAAACUUCCCCUCAAGCUUUUGUCUGUUUUUUUUACUUUCCUAUCAUAAUCCUAUACUAGACAAAU